Messenger RNA from Cygnus atratus (black swan), 2925 nucleotides. It is a transcript of the gene SLC6A5, whose product is annotated as solute carrier family 6 member 5. Bases 1 to 2361 code for a protein of 786 amino acids. Gene Ontology annotation, biological process: glycine import across plasma membrane; synaptic transmission, glycinergic; sodium ion transmembrane transport. The record is from RefSeq and is a predicted model, not a curated record. Lineage: Eukaryota; Metazoa; Chordata; Aves; Anseriformes; Anatidae. Gene Ontology annotation, molecular function: glycine:sodium symporter activity. Gene Ontology annotation, cellular component: membrane. The transcript is spliced from 15 exons.
AUGAACAAGCAGCUCGCGAACAGCCCCGACACGGUUGCUCCUGGACCAAACGAAGGUGCGGGAGCUGGAAGAGGCAGCCCCGAGGAGGGGCCGCAGAAUGCCCCGCCGCAAGCCCCCGCCGCGGUGGCCAGGCUGCCCCGCUCGCUCUCCAACGACCCCAAAACGCUUCCCUCCGAAGAAGCUAAGCCAAACGAUUUCGAGAGGACCAAGGUCGGCAUCUGCAAGCUCAGCAGCACCCCGGUGCAAGCCAACUCCACGGUGCGGAGGGAAUCCGGGGAGACCUUCCCCUACAAGCACGCCGCUGGGGCCGGGGCCGCCGGGCAGGCUGCGAUCCCCCCCUGCAAAAUUCCCGCAUUGCAAAGCACGGACGGGGACGCUACCCUGAACCUUGGGAAGGGCACGCUGGAGCGAAACAACGCCAAAGGCGCCUGGGUGACCUUGAGCCAGAGCACCGUGGUACUGGGCACGGAUGGCAACACUUCUGUCCUUCCCGGCAGAGUGGAGGGGGAAGACGAUGUAGGGGAUGAAAAUAAAGCCCGAGGGAACUGGUCUAGCAAGCUGGAUUUCAUCCUCUCCAUGGUGGGUUAUGCAGUGGGGCUGGGCAAUGUCUGGAGGUUCCCGUACCUGGCCUUUAAGAAUGGGGGAGGUGCGUUCCUCAUCCCCUAUUUGAUGAUGCUGGCGCUCGCUGGGAUCCCCAUUUUCUUCCUGGAGGUCUCCCUGGGGCAGUUCGCCAGCCAGGGCCCUGUGUCGGUGUGGAAAGCCAUCCCUGCCUUGCAAGGCUGCGGCAUCGCGAUGCUCAUCAUCUCCGUCCUGAUAGCCAUCUACUACAACAUCAUCCUGUGCUACACGCUCUUCUACCUGUUCGCCUCCUUCGUGCCCGUGCUGCCUUGGGCUUCCUGUAACAACCCCUGGAACACGCCAGAUUGUAAAGAUAAGAACAAACUUUUACUAGAUUCAUGCAUUAUUGGUGACCAACCAAAAAUACAAAUCAAGAACUCGACUUUUUGUAUGAGUGCCUAUCCAAACUUGACUAUGGUUAACUUCACCAGUGAAGGAAACAAAACAUUUGUCAGCGGAAGUGAAGAAUAUUUUAAGUACUUUGUAUUGAAGAUUUCAGCUGGGAUAGAAUAUCCUGGUGAGAUUAGAUGGCCCUUGGCAUUGUCUCUUUUCCUAGCCUGGGUGAUUGUAUAUGCCUCCCUUGCUAAAGGAAUCAAGUCAUCAGGAAAAGUGGUGUACUUUACAGCUACGUUCCCCUACGUAGUUCUCAUCAUCCUUCUUAUAAGAGGUGUAACUCUACCUGGAGCUGGAGCUGGAAUCUGGUACUUCAUCACACCCAAGUGGGAGAAGCUAAUUGAUGCUAUGGUUUGGAAGGAUGCUGCCACGCAGAUUUUCUUCUCCUUAUCUGCAGCAUGGGGAGGUCUAAUCACUCUCUCUUCUUACAACAAAUUCCAUAAUAAUUGCUACAGGGACACAUUGAUAGUCACAUGUACCAACAGUGCCACAAGUAUAUUUGCAGGCUUUGUCAUCUUCUCAGUUAUUGGCUUCAUGGCAAAUGAGCUCAAAGUGAAUAUUGAAGCUGUUGCAGACCAAGGUCCUGGAAUUGCUUUCGUGGUUUACCCGGAAGCCUUAACUAGGCUUCCGCUUUCUCCGUUCUGGGCUAUAAUUUUCUUUUUGAUGCUUCUGACACUUGGAUUGGACACGAUGUUUGCUACUAUCGAGACUAUAGUGACCUCUGUUUCAGAUGAGUUUCCCAAAUACUUACGUACGCACAAGGCAUUGUUCACUCUUGGGUGCUGCAUUUCCUUUUUCAUCAUGGGAUUUCCUAUGAUCACUCAGGGUGGAAUGUAUAUGUUACAGCUCGUGGACACUUAUGCAGCUUCUUAUUCUCUUGUCAUCAUAGCCAUCUUUGAGCUUGUUGGAGUUUCCUACAUUUAUGGAUUGCAAAGAUUUUGUGAAGAUAUAGAAAUGAUGAUUGGAUUCCAGCCAAGUAAAUUCUGGCGAGUCUGUUGGGCUUUCGUGACCCCUACUAUCUUAACGUUUAUUCUUUGCUUCAGUUUUUACCAAUGGGAACCAAUGACUUACGGAGCUUACCACUACCCGGGCUGGUCAAUGGUGCUUGGAUGGCUGAUGCUGGCCUGCUCGGUUAUUUGGAUCCCAGUUAUGUUUGUGAUAAAAAUGCAUCUAGCCCCGGGCAAAUUUAUUGAGCGACUCAAGUUGGUGUGCUCUCCGCAGCCAGACUGGGGCCCGUUUUUGGCCAAGCACCGUGGUGAACGUUACAUGAAUAUGAUCGAUCCACUGGGAACAUCUUCCCUGGGACUUAAACUGCCAGUGAAGGAUAUAGAAUUGGGGACCCAAUGCUAAUAAUUAUUGCAUUGGUGACAAUAACAUUGUCAGCCUUUUCAGCUAUUUUUUCCAAUUUAUUUCCCCGCCAUUUUUUCCUGUUUAUUUUUCUUCUUUUUCCACAGUGCCUGAAAGUGGCUGCUUAGGAAAGUAGGACUGACUGUUGCAUGCCAUAGGGAGACCUAUCUAGACCACUUCCAGGUGCAGGUGACGCUCAUUCUGUUUUGGGUGAAAUAGCAAAAGCAUGUUGCACAGUGGGUUACGUACCAGUAUUUUUCAGGUUAUAUGUAAAUAAACAAACAAACAAAAAAACAACAGAAAAAACUUUAAAGGAAAUUAUGUGCAAAAUUUGACCAGUUUCAUGCAAGCAUCCUUGUAACAGCCAAAGAUGGGACUAGGAUUUUGUUUUUGUUACCCAUGUAAUCAAUGGGAAGUUCAGCUCUCAGGAUGGAAGUGAGAGCAGGAGGAGAUCUCCUGUAGCCCUGGUGUGAGUCCAGCAUGAGGCUGUUGUGAUAAGUGGAGUCACUUUGUCUACACUGACAGCAGGCCUUGACUCAUUGUCACACACUUUUUGUGUAAGUAUGA